AUGGCAACCGCGAACCUGGAGAACCAGCUGCAGAGCGCACAGAAGAACCUGCUCUUCCUGCAGCGGGAGCACGCCAGCACCCUGCAGGGGCUGCACGCAGAGCUCAGGCGGCUGCAGCAGCACUGCACAGAUUUAACAUAUGAGCUGACAGUCAAGAGUUCGGAACAGGAAGGGGCCGGGCGGUCCCGGAGCGGCGAGCUGGAGCGCAGGUGCGAGGAGCUGGAGGCGCAGCUGCAGGCGCAGGAGCGCGAGAACGGCGAGCUGCUGCAGGAACUGGCGCGCAAGCGCGGCCUGGUGCAGGCGCUGGAGAGCACGCUCAAGGAGCGCGAGAAGAAGUACCUGGAGGAGCUCAAGCUCAAGAGCCACCGGCUGGCGCUGCUGUCGGGCGAGCUGGAGCAGCGCCCCGCGCCGCCCAAGGACAAGCUGCCCGAGACGCCGCGCCGCCGCAUGAAGAAGAGCCUGUCGGCGCCCCUGCAGCCCGACUUCGAGGACGCCUACAGGUUCGGGGCCGAGGGCCGCCGGCUGCUGCUGCGCGAGCCCCUGGACGCCAUGCCCGACCCCACGCCGUUCCUGCUGGCGCGGGAGGCCGCCGAGGUGCACCUGGUCAAGGAGCGGCCCCUGGUCAUCCCCCCGAUCGCCUCCGACCGCGGCGGCGGCGCCAGCGAGCAGCAGAGCCCAGCGCGCGACAAGAAGGCGCACGUGGGGGUGGCGCACCGCAUCCAGCACGCGGCGCCGCCGCCCGCGCAGCCCGAGGUGGAGACGCUGGCGGUGGACCAGGUGAACGGGGCCAAGGCGGUGCGCCGGCGCUCGGGGACCGACAGAACUGUGUGA
Molecule: messenger RNA, 831 nt
Organism: Orycteropus afer afer
Lineage: Eukaryota; Metazoa; Chordata; Mammalia; Tubulidentata; Orycteropodidae
Source: RefSeq, a predicted model, not a curated record